GAAACGUUUGUUUCGAACUCACGAAAUUUAAUAUAUAUUUUUUAUUUUUAUAUACUAUUAUCUUCGUUCGUUUAUCCCUAAUUUUGAUAGAUAAUUAAAAUCUCUUGCCCUUUCCAGUCUCGUCAUAAAAUACGCAAAAAAAAAUCUUCCGAUUUUGAUUUUUUUCCUCUUUUGAAUUCAACGAGGGCCAUUUCUUUAAUUCUCCGUGAAAAUCCAGGGUUUCGAUCUAGUUUCCCCAAUUAUUCGUUGAGAUUCUAACUCGGCAGAAUUCGUGAAAUUUCGGUGAGAAUCGCAAAAAUUUGGCUGGAAUUUCCAUUAUUUGGGUGAAGAUCCUUGUUGCUCUGGUUUUCCGGCCAUUAUAGAGGAUUUAAGAAGUAUUCUGUGCAGUUAACUCUCUGUUGUGUGGGUGGUUAAUUCCUCUUGGAAGCAGGUAUGCAGAGCCAGCUUGUUUGCAGUGGAUGUAGAAGCACUCUUCUUUAUCCUCGAGGAGCAACUAAUGUGUGCUGUGCAGUAUGCAAUACGAUAACCCCUGCUCCACCACCUGGGAUGGAAAUGGCUCAGCUUAUUUGUGGGGGUUGUCGUAAACUGCUUAUGUAUACUCGUGGAGCAUCUAGUGUUCGAUGCUCAUGCUGUCAUACAAUAAAUAUUGCACGAGAAGCUUAUCCUGUUGCUCAUGUGAGCUGUGGGAGGUGUCAUGUAACUCUUAUGUACCCCUAUGGAUCGCCUUCAGUCAAAUGUGCAGUAUGUCAAUAUGUUACAAAUGUUGGGAUGAGCAACAUGCAAGUCCCCAUGCCGGUCAAUGGUCCGAAUGGAUAUAUGCCGGCUCACAGCCCCUCUACUUCAACAUCGAUGCCACAUGCACCCAGCCAAACUGUUGUUGUUGAGAACCCUAUGUCAAUGGAUGAUAGUGGCAAAUUGGUGAGCAAUAUUGUGGUGGGAGUUACUACAGGAAAGAAAUGAUUGUCAGAUGAAUGCCCAUGUUCAUGUUUAAGUGUAAGCUAAGUGAUUUCAACUCUGCCCUUGAUGAAACUAUGCGGAGUUGUUGAAACUCAUGGCCUUUAAAGAAUCGUAUUGUAGAAUUUCACACAUUACACAGGGCAGUGUGAGAGCAUCUUUAUGGCCCGUUUUAUCUCCUAAUGUAGAAAUUGGUGAUUCUUGUCUCUUUUCUUUUCACUGGCAUAUCCUAUUGUGUUAUUGUAAGUACUUUUCUUUUGUCACUGGCAUAUCCUAUUGUGUUAUUGUAAGUAAACAAUAAAAAUAUAAUUAUCUGGUCUUCAA
Amborella trichopoda is the source of this 1278-nucleotide messenger RNA. It is a transcript of the gene LSD1, whose product is annotated as LSD1 zinc finger family protein. NCBI's taxonomy places the organism in Eukaryota, Viridiplantae, Streptophyta, Magnoliopsida, Amborellales, Amborellaceae. The record is from RefSeq and is a predicted model, not a curated record.